UGUUCUCAGAAGUGUCGCAAUAUGUUCAUCGUGGAGACGGUGUGCGUGGCCUGGUUCUCCCUGGAGUGGAUCCUGCGCUUCAUCCAGGCUCGCAGCAAGCUGGAGUUCAUCCGCGGGCCCCUCAACGUAAUCGACGCCAUGGCCAUCCUGCCUUACUAUGUGUCCCUGGUGGUGGAUGAGGAUGAUCCGGGCCUGGACCAUGAGAAGGCUGGGGGGACCAGCUACCUGGAUAAGCUGGGCUUGGUGCUGCGGAUCCUGAGGGCCCUGAGGAUCCUGUAUGUGAUGAGGCUGGCCCGUCACUCUCUGGGCCUGCAGACCCUGGGCCUGACGGUGAGGAAGAGCACCAGAGAGUUUGGCCUGUUGCUGCUCUUCCUGUGUGUGGCCGUCACCCUCUUCUCUCCGCUGGUCCACCUGGCCGAGAGCGAGCUGACCGAAGCCCAGGACUUCAGCAGCAUACCAGCCUCCUAUUGGUGGGCCAUCAUCUCCAUGACGACAGUGGGCUACGGCGACAUGGUGCCACGCAGCAUCCCGGGCCAGGUGGUGGCGCUGAGCAGCAUUCUGAGUGGCAUCCUCAUCAUGGCCUUCCCUGCCACCUCCAUCUUCCACAUGUUCUCUAAGAGCUACCAGGAGCUCAAGCAGGAGCACGACCGCCUGUUCAAAGAGGAGUGUGCGGCUGCAGCGGCCCUGGCGGCAGCCAGCAGGGAGGGUCAGGAGGGGAGCGAGGACUUCCCGCCCCCAGGGCUGCGCCACAUAUGCCCAGACACUGAGAGCACUCGCUCCCUGGAGUCCCUGCUGGGGAACGGUGGCAUGGUCGCAGGGAAUAACCAGCAUAGCCACAGCCCCAGGCUGCCAGCAGGAGCCUUCUAGACAGACAGACAGACAGACAGACAGACAGACAGACAGACAGACAGACAGACAGACAGACAGACAGACAGACAGACAGACAGACAGACAGACAGACAGACAGACAGACAGACAGACAGACAGGCCUCACCUGGCCUGGCCCACAGACCUCACAGCACACUGGGAACAGGGAGGCCUCAGCAGGUUUACUAAUCAUAGACUUAAUAGAAGAU
Messenger RNA from Coregonus clupeaformis (lake whitefish), 1076 nucleotides. RefSeq names its product potassium voltage-gated channel subfamily G member 4-like. The coding region runs from base 22 to 867 and encodes 281 amino acids. Lineage: Eukaryota; Metazoa; Chordata; Actinopteri; Salmoniformes; Salmonidae. The record is from RefSeq and is a predicted model, not a curated record. Gene Ontology annotation, molecular function: delayed rectifier potassium channel activity. Gene Ontology annotation, biological process: potassium ion transmembrane transport. Gene Ontology annotation, cellular component: membrane; voltage-gated potassium channel complex. The transcript has a single exon.